Messenger RNA from Xyrichtys novacula (pearly razorfish), 4160 nucleotides. The record is from the annotation of a GenBank genome assembly. Lineage: Eukaryota; Metazoa; Chordata; Actinopteri; Labriformes; Labridae.
AUGGAGCUGUCUGUCACGCUGAUCUCAGCCGGGCUGCUGAUUGUUUUGCUGUUGCUGUUCAACCUCAAGAACCGAAAGAAGAAGCGGUGUUUACCUCCAGGACCUUCUGGGCUGCCCAUCUUUGGAAACCUGCUGCAGCUGGACAAGAGAGCUCCGUUCAAAACUCUGCAAAAGGUGAGAAGACUGAGAGAUAAUCCAUCUGUUUUUGUUUUUCUGAGAUAAUGUGGAGGCACCUUAAUGUAAAUUAAGACAAAUAUCACUUUUAUUGAACUUAUUCAUAUUUCUUCCCUCCUGUUUUAAAUGUGAUCAUAUUCCUGCACUGAUCUGGGUUUGGGGUUUGAACAAGAAUCAGAGGUGUGUUCGUUUGUUUCAGCUCAGUGAACGCUAUGGGCCUGUGGUCACCGUGUAUCUGGGCAGUCAGCGUUUCGUGGUCCUGGUGGGGUAUGACACAGUGACGGAGGCUCUGAUGGACCAAUCAGAUGACUUCAACGGCAGAGGAUGUCUGCCUUUCACGAUGAAAGUUACCAAGGGUUACGGUAAUGUGGCGCCUGGACCGCUGUCUCUGAAUAUGCUGUUGUGGGACCUGCCAGGAAGAGUGACGGUGUUUUUUUAACCCUCACUGUGUCUUCACAGGGUUGGGCAUCAGUAAUGGAGACCGCUGGCGACAGUUGCGUCGUUUCACCCUGACAACGCUCCGAGACUUUGGGAUGGGGCCUAAUGGGAUGGAGGAGUGGGUACAGGAGGAGGCCAGACACCUGGUGGCCCGCAUGAGGAAUACUAAAGGUACGACAACGACCGCCUGUUUAGUGUAUUUGCUCUGUCACAACAGAAAAGCAGACUGAACUCUGAAAUAACAAAUAAAACACAGCUGGAUUCAAACGUGUGUUUUUAAGGUGGUACACUCUAAAAACUCCUUUUUUUAUUUCUUCAACCCAAUUCCUGGGUUUCACAUGUUGAGUUAAAUUUCUGGGUUAUUUUUCGGAUCCAUACUCAUUUCUUGGGUUGUAUGAAUACUAUUGUGACCCAGUUUGAGGGUUAUCUGAACGGGUUAAUAAUUAUGGGUUAUUUUUCUGAGAGUAACCCAAUGAUUGGGUCAGAACGUUGGGUUCGAUUGACUCUAUGUGGUUUCUAGGCCUAAUGGCAAUUAAAGUGACCUGUUGGCCGCAGCUGGGGUAGCUCAACUGGUAGAGCAUCCAAUUCCCAACCAGGGGUUUGAGGUUCAAAUCCAACAAGAGACACAUCUGUAGGGCGCAAACUACAUCUACCAGUGUGGGUCCUUGGGUAAGACCCUUAGCGCUAUGGCGUACCUCAGGACCAUGAGUGCGUUACCAUUGAACGCCAGACCAGCUCAGACGUCGCCCAGGUUAACAAGGUCUGCAUCACAUACUGAGGAACCAGGGCUUUGAAAUGAGAAAUGAGAAAUGAGCUACUGGAACAACAAAGAGAAGGCAAUGGAGAUGAGAACAAGACUCCAGUAACCCAAACCAGCGAGGUUACAUGAACAGAGAGCAAACAGAUAAGGUUCUUAAAGUCAGCAAUGAGGAACACUUGACUGUUAAAAAGAGGAGAAAAAAAAAUCAAUGAAGGGGUGGGGUAGAUUUAAUACAGUUUUACGGGUACAUGUUGUAAAAGCAAAGUUCCCCAAAUGCAUCAAUUCAACCCAAGAUCAUGAGUCAAAUUAACUCGAAGAUCAGAUUAACUUGAAAGAGUUAUUGAGUCAACCCAGAAUGUUGAGUUAAUUUGAAUAACCCAACAUUCUGGGUCAAAAUAACCCAAUAAGUCGUCGGUCCAUUUUCAACCCUGGUGUUUUUAGAGUGUAGUAACCAACCUGAGCUGAUGUUUCUUGGGUCAUUAGAACAAGAAAAGGGAAGUAGGUUUUGGCCUCAUGCAUCUAGUUUCUUCUCAGCUGGUCCAUCUGAACCCUGUGGGUGUGUGAGUGUGAGUGUGUGGUUUUGGGUGUGAGUGUGAAUAUGACUGUAUAGCUGUGGAGUGUAGGGUGGAUGUGGUUGUUUUUAAUAAACUGUGAAGCACUAGGUGUGACUUUUGUAUAGAAAGUGCUUUAUAAAUAAUAUUUUGCCUGAUUGAUAGAGAGGUGAACAAACAGUCCAAUAAAAGAAAAUGUUUAGCUUCCACAGUACGGAUAUUUUUCUGUUUUUUAUUCCAGGCUCACCGUUUGAUCCCACGUACUUCCUGAGCUGCGCUGUGUCGAAUGUGAUCUGCUGUUUGGUGUUCGGUCAGCGCUUCAGCUAUGAUGACACCCACUUCCUCCACCUUCUGCAGAGUAUCACAGAAACCCUGAAAUUCAACAGCAGUCCCUGGGGUCAGGUAAGGGCAGAGAAGAUGGUGCAUGGGUUAUAUAAGGAGCAUGAAGGUUGGUUUGGUGAUAACAAAGAAGGAACUGAAAAAAAUGCAAAUGGAAGAGAGUCUGUAUGACUGUCAGCAGAAGAUAAUGUUGCUCUUGGUUACAGAUGUGACACAAAAAUCCAGUCUGUCCAACCAGCCUUAGAAAGUAUCAGAUUAUUUGUUUUGCAUGAAGCAUUAAUGUUUCACCCCAACCUUAAAACUUGUUUACAAGUUUGGAUCUGCAUCGGUCCGUUUACUAAACCGCACACGUUUCAAGUAGAGAAGAUGUCUGCUUUGUUGGGUUGUCUGUUUCCUUUUUUGCAUGUGGUUAGCACCAGCCUCUCGACCACGAUAACAGGUUGAUAAGUUCGAUUCUCAGAAACUACAAGAUAACGGUUUCAUUUGUCGGAUGUAACAUCUGAGCAACAUCCUGCAAGAUCAGGGUUCGACUUUAUCUCUUUCUGAAGAAUCGAUUUGUGGUCUGCCUACAUGCAGAUCUGUGCAUUUUUACAAACAGUCGAAAGUGUAAUUUUCUCUCCACAUCACACAGCUGUAUAAUAUCUUCCCACGGUUGAUGGAGUGGCUCCCGGGUCAGCAGCACCAAGUGUUCGCCAUGAUUGAAGAGCUGAGGAAUUUUACCUCGAAGAAGAUCCAGGAGCACCAAGAUACUCUGGACCCGAGUUCACCCAGAGACUACAUCGACUGCUUCCUCAACAGACACAGUCAGGUAAACUUAAGAAGACUCUAAAUCUGAAAGAAGGUCAAGUUUGAUAGAAUAUAAAUAUUUGACUUCUCAUAUCAGUCGUAUCAUUAUUAUCAUUUUUUAUUUUUACAGGAAAAGCAUCUGUCUGCGUCUGAGUUUCAUCAUGAAAACUUGGUGUCUACAGUGUUUAAUCUGUUCCUCGCAGGAACAGAAACGACCAGCUCAACCCUCAGAUAUGCUCUGAAUGUUCUGGUCAAAUACCCCAAAAUACAGGGUAAGUCUCAGAAACCGGUUUGAGGGAAAAACUCUGUCAGUGCCGAAAACCAGAAACACAAUCAAGACCUGAAACACCUGCUGCCUUUGUCUGUACAGAGAGCGUGCAGCAGGAGAUAGACACUGUGAUUGGUCGGGAACGCAGUCCCACUAUAGAGGACAGGAAGUCCCUCCACUUCACAGAUGCAGUCCUCCAUGAAAUUCAGCGUCUCAUGGACCUUGUCCCCAUGAGUAUCCCUCGAUGUGCGCUCAAGGACAUCUCCUUCAGAGGUUACACGAUUCCCAAGGUACCGUGGUUUCAUCUCAUCGUGUGCCACCAGCAUAAAAAGACUCCAGAGGAGUCAAAGUCCUCCGUCUGGUUUUUGUCUCCACAGGGUACGAUGAUCAUCUUCCUGCUGCACUCUGUGCUAAAAGGAGAGGAGCUGUGGGAGACCCCCUGGUCCUUUAACCCUCAGCACUUUCUGGACCAUAACGGGAAAUUUAAGAAGAAUCCUGCAUUCCUGGCCUUCGCUAUAGGUACGUUAUUAUCACAUGAUCAUUUUGACUGACUUCUAUAAUGCUGCUGAAGCUUGGACCUUAACAUGAGCUAUAAUGGGACACAGUUUUAUCUUCUGCCUGUUUUACAUAUUGACUCUCGUUUGUUUGUUCUUGUUCAGGAAAGAGGGCUUGUGUUGGAGAGUCUCUGGCUCACAUGAAGAUUUUCCUCUUCCUGGUCUCACUGUUGCAGCUUUUCACCUUCUCUGUCUCUGGUGGACCUGACAGUGUGGAUCUCAGUCCCGAGUACGGCAGCUUUGCUAAUUUGCCUCGCAGGUACAACAUCAUCGCAACACCCCGGCGGUAA